Molecule: messenger RNA, 2358 nt
Organism: Diaporthe citri
Lineage: Eukaryota; Fungi; Ascomycota; Sordariomycetes; Diaporthales; Diaporthaceae
Exons: 1
Coding region: 1-2358 (785 amino acids)
Molecular function (GO): flavin adenine dinucleotide binding; NADP binding; N,N-dimethylaniline monooxygenase activity
Source: RefSeq, a predicted model, not a curated record
AUGGCGCCCAAAACCGUCUGCAUCGUCGGCGCCGGACCCUCGGGUCUCGUAGCCGCCAAGACGCUUCUCCACCACGCCUCCGGCUCGGGCCCCGGCUUCUCCGUCACCGUGUACGAUGCCCAGCCCCGGAUCGGCGGCCUCUGGCCCGUCGAGAAGACAGAUGGCGCGGGUCUCGUGCACCCUCUCAUGGUCCUCAACCAGAGCCAGAACACUGUGCAGUUCAGCGACUUGGCAUGGGACAGCAAUGCGCCGCAGCUUCCGAGGGCCUGGCAGGUUGGGAGGUACCUGCAGAAGUAUCUGAGGAGGUACUGCGCCUUUGAGGAGGACAGGUUUCGCUUGAGGCUUGGUUGGAAGGUGGAGACGACACUGCCUCUCGAUGAGCAGUCUGGUAGGAGGUGGCGGGUGACUGCAAGGUCAGAGAACGGUGUUGUGGAUGAGGGCGAGUACGACUACCUGCUCAUCGCCUCUGGCUUCUUCGGGAAGCCAGCUACACCCGAAGUCUCAGGGCUAAGAGAGGCGCAUGGGAUCCCAGUGGUGCACAGCAGCCAGUAUCGCGACCUCGAGACCCUGCUACCGAACGCGACUGGGGACGGAGGCAAGAUACUCGUUGUUGGUGGGCAGAUGUCGGGUGUGGAAAUUGCUGGCACCAUUGGCUCGCAUCUUUCCUCUGCCGCCAACUCCCCAGGUUCGAAACAGCUACCGGGGGCAGAGAAAUACAAGAUACACCACAUCAUCCAACGGCCGACAUGGGUGUUUCCGUUAUUUACUUCACCUGUCGCCGCCAGCCCUGCCGCACCGUUCCUGCCCCUCGACCUCCCAUCCUACAAUCUGGCCAACCGACCGCAGCCACUCACCAACUCUCAGGGCCAUAUCAGCGUGGAAGCAGCUCAGAUAGUCAAUGGUAUCUACAAGAGCGUGCUAGGCACCAAUCAGUCUGAGUUCUCGCCGCUCCUCGCCCCCACCGACCAAGACAUCGAUAACCCGCCCUACCUCACCGUCAGCGACUGGUACAUGGACUUCGUCCGCACGGGGUUGAUUGAGCUUUCGCAAGGCAAGUUAUCUUCCAUUUCCGGGAAUACUGCCACUGUUUCUUCAUCCUCCUCGCACACCGAGACCACGAGCGUCACCGACAUUGCCGCCAUCGUCCUUGCGACAGGUUUUGAAGCAGCCCCUUCACUCGCCUUCCUCCCAACCGAAAUUCAACGGACCCUGGCGGUCGAUCCCUCCAACCUCGAUAACACGGUCCUCCUCGCGUUUCACGGCACCCACCACCCCGACGUCCCGAACUUGGGCUUCGUCGGCUUCUACCGCAGCCCAUACUGGGGCGUAAUGGAGAUGCAGGCUCGCUUCCUGACCGAGCUAUGGGCGCAGCAGCAGCAACCAGGCGGGCAUCUCAGCCCCUCGAUGCAGCACGCCCUAGCUAAUGACACGUCCAUCCCGCGAUUCACAGCCCUCCGCACCGACGCCCGCGUGUCGCAGUUCCCAAUGGGUGACUACGCCUUCCUCAUGCAGGAGUUUGCCUCAGCGCUUGACCUGGGCAUCUUCAUGACUGUGGGAGAGACGCCGCCGCUCCCGCAGACAGGCCUGCCGAUGGAUAUCCUCACGCCGGCGCGGUACGCGUCCAAGGGCCUGACGGCUGCGCAGCACGUGGAGUUGGACAGGAGCCUGCGGCAGACGCAUGAGACGGCCGUCGCGGGGCUAGCCCGGGGCAAGUUCGUCGCCAGGGCCGUCUUCAGGUCUCUGCUGGGCGAGUGGCAGCUCGAGCGCGACCUGGUGUCCAAGUUGCCAUCGCACCCCAGUGGCCACUGGAGCGGGACGGCGCGGUUCCUCCUCCGGCAGGGCACCGCGGAUGGGAAUAGGUGCGCGGUCAAUGGGACUGCCAAUGGUGAGUCGGCCGACCAUGAUGAUCAAGAUGACGACGACCCGGGCUUGGAGUACCUAUACAUCGAAGAGGGCAACUUUACCGCCACCAACGGGAUGACCUUCCGCGCCACGAGGAGGUACAUCUGGCGGUACGACGAGAAGACCGACAAGCUGAGCGUGUGGUUCGCGCGCACCGGGGACAAGUUCGCGCGGAACGACCCGCAGCGGGAAGAAGAGCAGAUGAGGGCGGACUACCUCUUCCACGAGAUCGAGUUCCUCGUACCCGAGGGCCACGAGCACGGAGACUACAGCGGUGAGAAGGGAUGGCAGGCCAAGUCGGACCAUCUCUGCAUCGAUGACUUCUACGAUGUCAAGUAUGAGUUCUGUUUCAAUGCUGUUAAUCUCAAGGAGUGGAGGCUUGGGUAUACGGUCAAUGGGCCGCAGAAGGAUUAUACCAUUGAUGGGAUAUAUAGAAGGAAACCUGCGCGUUCAUAA